AUGGCCACCGUCGUCUGGGACCGCGAAAAGGCUGAUUCUAACUGGGAGGAACUGCUCAGGCGCGCGACUAACCCUGGGGAAGCCGACAAAAUCGCCACCGCCAACCAGCUCAGUUCGCCUAUUUUUCGAUUAACUGGCGAAAUCCGCACUCUCAUCCAUAAUCAAAUUUGCCUCUCUACUACAGUCAUGUACAAGAAACGCUCGGAUGUUUCCGGCGGCGCUUGCCUCUUCAACCAGACCUUUCUCCUCACUUGCAAACAAUUCUACUGCGAGGCCAUAGCACUCUUUUAUAGUCUCGCGACGUUCGAGCUAUCUGGUCAUGCAGGGUGGCUGACUCAGAGAGGCCUUAACCCCAAGUAUCGCAGUCUCACCACCUCGGCUUCUGUGGACGGCGAGGUGGUAUCAAGGGAAUUUAGCGCCAUCCUCCGUGAAGACACAAGCGAGAGAUCUGCAUCGUCAGAAGUCCCGUCACCUGAGAUGUGUCUGCCUGGGGUGAAGAAAAUAUAUGUACAUGGCCGAUUUUGGUCAACUGAAGUCGUAAGGUUUACACUAAGGAAAUUGUUCAAGAAGGAGGACUUGCCCAUCACUGGUGACGAAGCCCUAGUUUGUGAGGAUGCAUGGCGGGACUGCAGGAUUUCAUAG
This is a messenger RNA of Alternaria atra, 642 nucleotides long. RefSeq lists its product as uncharacterized. NCBI's taxonomy places the organism in Eukaryota, Fungi, Ascomycota, Dothideomycetes, Pleosporales, Pleosporaceae. The coding region runs from base 1 to 642 and encodes 213 amino acids. The record is from RefSeq and is a predicted model, not a curated record. The transcript is spliced from 2 exons.